Didymosphaeria variabile is the source of this 1797-nucleotide messenger RNA. RefSeq lists its product as uncharacterized. The record is from RefSeq and is a predicted model, not a curated record. Gene Ontology annotation, molecular function: oxidoreductase activity. NCBI's taxonomy places the organism in Eukaryota, Fungi, Ascomycota, Dothideomycetes, Pleosporales, Didymosphaeriaceae. The transcript is spliced from 5 exons. The coding region runs from base 1 to 1797 and encodes 598 amino acids.
AUGAGCCGAUCACUGGUCCUAAGCGGUGCGAACCUUGCCAUUGUUGAUAUUCACAACGAAGAGGCUGCCGAACGGGCUAAGGAGAUCAGAGAAGAGUUCCGGCAACUGCACUCGGGACAACCUGUACCCAAUAUCACAGCGCAUUAUGCUGAUGUGGGCAAAAAGUCAGAAGUCGACCAAUCGAUCCGAGAGGUGCUCGAGGAGCACGGAGAAAUCACGAAUCUAGUCACCUGCGCUGGGUAUUGUCAGAACGUAAAGGCUGUUGAUAUGACAUCUGAACAGAUCAAAGCAAUGCUUAGCGUUAAUUUGGAAGGCACGUUUUAUAGUGCUACCGCGGUCGCGAAGUACUUGAUAGCAAACAAAAAGCCCGGAAACAUGGUUUUUAUCGGGAGUAUCAGCGGAAGCAUUGUUAAUGUGCCCCAGCCACAGGCCAUGUACAACUCGAGCAAAGCAGCUGUGCGACAUCUGGCAGCUAGCCUAGCCGUCGAAUGGGCCAGCAAAGACAUACGAGUGAACACCUUGAGUCCCGGUUACAUGAUCACUGAAAUAGCGAUGAAAGCGCCAAUCCUAGCAGAAAAUCCGGGCUUGAAGGCUGAAUGGGAGUCAAAGAUUCCGCAAGGCCGAAUGGGUCCACCAGAAGAAUUGAUGGGAACCGUAGCAUUCCUAGCAUCAGAUGCUUCUAACUAUAUCACAGGACAAGAAAUCAAGAAGUUCGAGUACUUCGCCGCCUCACCCUCUAACUCAUUGAUUGAGGGAUCGGCUGGCUUUUUAUUGUAUGACAGUCACUUUUUGGACAUCCUCAGAAGCAAACCGACUCUUCGCAUAAUUGCCGAGGAUACAACGGGAACGUUCGCCCACGAGGCUGGAGUGUAUAUUCCGGCUACUGACGAUAUAUUCAUCACAAGCAACCAUAUGGUCAAGAACGGGAAGAAAUAUGUUCAAAUCUCUAGAGUGUUCAGAACUAGCGAAACGACUGGCAACACUGAUGACACCAAGGAGCCAGAUUAUCACGUUGAGAUUGUGGAACCAGGGCCGGAUAUCCUUUUGGCAAAUGGUGGAGUAAAUUACAAAGAUGGGGUGUUGUUCUGCGAGCAAGUGUCUCUCACCGAACCUGGUGGUCUGACUUACAUGACCACGCACAUCGACACUAUGACCGGACAGUACCGUAGCACUAAACUCCUCUCGAAUUACCAUGGCCGCUGGUUCAACUCCGUAAACGACGUUGUGGUGCACAGAGAUGGUGGCAUAUGGUUCACCGAUCCGCCGUAUGGGCACGAACAGGGCAUACGCCCUGUGCCGCAAUUACCUGCUCAGACGUAUCGCUUCGACCCAUUUACUGGAAAUGUCAGGGCCGUAGAGGACAGCCUUCAGAAACCGAAUGGCUUGUGCUUCUCGCCCGAUCAGAAGAUCUUGUACAUCACGGAUACCGCGGGCGUUCGAGGAGACACGACAUGUCCGGGGGUCUACUCGCCUGCUAGACCAGCCUCGAUUUAUGCCUUCGACGUGAUCGUUAGUAAUGGUGGUCAAUUCCUUACGAACAAGAGAUUAUUUGCGUUCGCAGAUCGAGGCAUUCCAGACGGAAUCAAGUGCGACCUGGCUGGGAACGUCUACAGCGGAUGCGGAGACGGUGUGCAUGUGUGGGCCCCGGAUGGUACCCUACUCGGAAAGAUAGUGGUACCGGAAGGAUGCGCAAAUUUCUGUUUUGGGCGAAAGAGUGAGCUAUAUCUGCUCAAUGAAAGGCGAAUGUGGAUGGCCCAGUUGUCGCCCACGGUGCAGGGCGACCUCCUAGGACUAUGA